Colius striatus (speckled mousebird) is the source of this 2142-nucleotide messenger RNA. RefSeq names its product heterochromatin protein 1 binding protein 3 (gene HP1BP3). Gene Ontology annotation, molecular function: nucleosome binding; DNA binding. Gene Ontology annotation, biological process: heterochromatin organization; nucleosome assembly. Gene Ontology annotation, cellular component: chromosome; nucleus; nucleosome. Lineage: Eukaryota; Metazoa; Chordata; Aves; Coliiformes; Coliidae. The coding region runs from base 292 to 2025 and encodes 577 amino acids. The record is from RefSeq and is a predicted model, not a curated record. The transcript is spliced from 14 exons.
GAUCUAGAAAUCCAGAACUUGGAGUUUUAUGUUGCUCAUCAGCUUCUUGCCAGAUUACUGGCUUUGAAAUGCCUUGCUCAUGAUAGCUGGGGAACCUAAAGCUCCAAUGACCCAGAGGAAAAUGAGUGUGAGUAGCUAGGUGAGAAGUACCAUCCCUACUUCCAUGCAGCGUUUUGAAAAGGUUGAACUCCUCACUGCACUGUGAAAACCAUUAGGAAAACAAAAAGUCCUUGGGGUUAAAACCUGGGGCUCCACAGUGUUCCCUGCACUUGGGGCUAGACAUUAAUUUAAAUGGCGACUGAUCUGUCUGAAGCUGAACCCGUGCAUCAUAAGGCGCUUCCACUCUUAACGGGAGCUCAGCUGAUCCACACGGACAAGUUAAGUGAGAAAGCUGAAGACGACACGAUGCCGAUCCGUCGCUCGGUCAAUUCUUCUUCCCGGGAAACUCCUCCCAAAAGCAAACCUGCUGAAGGUGAAGAGGUCAAAGCAGGUGCCACAGUGUGUGAUGCAGAAACAGCAGUGUUUGAAGACAAGUUGGUCGUAAACAAAGCUGCUUAUGCAGAAGCCACCUCUGAGGAAUCUGUUGGAGAAGAACAAGAGACUGAAACCGUGCCUGCUGCAUCCAGUGAAGCAGAACAGCCAAAGGAACCUGAGAAUGAAGGGAAAGGGGAAACAAAGUCCUCAGAAGAAACCAAAAAGGAUGAGAAGGAUCAGUCUAAGGAAAAGGAGAAGAAGGUGAAAAAGACCAUUCCUGCCUGGGCUACUCUUUCUGCCAGCCAGCUAGCUAGAGCACAGAAGCAAACUCAGAUGGCUGCCACCUCCCGUCCCAAAAUGGAUGCUAUUUUAACUGAGGCCAUCAGGGCGUGCUUCCAGAAGAGCGGCGCCUCGGUCGUUGCGAUCCGCAAAUACAUCAUCCACAAGUACCCUUCCCUGGAGCUUGAGAGGAGAGGCUACCUUCUGAAGCAAGCCUUGAAAAGGGAACUGGAGAGGGGAAUCAUUAGACAGGUGAAAGGAAAAGGAGCUUCUGGAAGCUUUGUGGUGGUGUCUAAUGCAGGAAAAACUGUUCCAAAAGCCAGAGAUAGAAAGAAAAGCACUUCAGCUUCGGCUGCAGAACAGCAAGUCAAGCUGGAAGACAUCCUGCCGCUGGCUUUCACCCGCCUCUGUGAGCCCAAGGAAGCAUCUUACAGCCUGAUCAAGAAAUAUGUGUCUCAGUAUUACCCCAAACUCAAAGUAGACGUAAGACCCCAGCUGUUGAAGAAUGCCCUGCAGAGAGCUGUAGAGAAGGGCCAGUUAGAGCAGAUCACGGGGAAGGGAGCGUCUGGGACAUUCCAGCUGAAGAGAUCAGGGGAGAAGCCCCUGCUGGGUGGGACUCUGAUGGAAGAUGCCAUCCUGUCUGCUAUUGCGGCCAUGAACGAACCGAAGACCUGCUCCACCACAGCACUGAAGAAGUAUAUCCUGGAAAACCACCCAGGGACCAACUCCAACUUCCAGGUGCAUCUACUGAAGAGAACCCUGCAGAAAUGUGAGAAGAAUGGCUGGAUGGAGCAGAUUUCUGGAAAGGGCUUCAGUGGAACCUUUCAGCUUUGCUUCCCAUAUUAUCCCAGCCCAGAUGUGCUCUACCCAGAGAAGCAGCAGGAUGAGGACUCUGAGGAAUCUGAUGAGGAGGAAGAGGAGGAAUCUGAGGAAGAAGAAUCUGAAGAGGAAGAGUCAGAGGAGGAAGAGCCACCACCAAAGAAGAGGCUGCAGAAGAGACCACCUCCAAAAUCACGGAGCAGGGCCCCUCCCAUGAAACGAAGAGAGUCCAAACCCAAGCCAAGGAAAACCCCUGCAGCCCGUCGGGGCAAAGCAAAACCCCCUCCCAAGGUUAAAACCCCUGCUAAGAAAGCCAAACCAGCAGCUUCAUCUAUCAAGAAAACCUCUGGUGGCAGCUCUUCCAAGAAACCAGCAGCUGGUGGGAGGAAAGAGGUGAAACCCUCUGCCAAGGGCAAAUCCACCAUGAGGAAAUCUCUCCGGGCAAAAAAGUAACCGAGCUUUUUCUUUCCACAGUCAGGGAAGUCUCAUGGUCAAACCCACCUGGGUUUGUGUAAGUCAACGUGCAUUUGUUAUUUUAGUUCUGAUGCUUAAACACUUGUUCCAUUUUUA